Molecule: messenger RNA, 3396 nt
Organism: Geodia barretti
Lineage: Eukaryota; Metazoa; Porifera; Demospongiae; Tetractinellida; Geodiidae
Source: the annotation of a GenBank genome assembly
AUCCCAGACCACAUCACACCGUCUCCGGUGACGGACCUCCGACUGGUGGGCGGGGUCAACGCCACCGAGGGACGUGUGGAGAUCUUCUUCAACAACACGUGGGGAACGAUCUGUGAUGACUCGUGGGACUUCCGAGACGCUGAGGUCGUAUGCCGAUAUCUGGGCUUCGAGUCAGCCAUUGAAGCCCUCUCUAACGGAUAUUUCGGAGCCGGAGAUCCCGACCAGCCAAUCUGGUUGGACGACGUUGAUUGUUUCGGAAGCGAGAACAUCAUUACGUCGUGUCUCACGUCGCGAUUCGGGGUCCACAACUGUGUUCAUCUGGAGGAUGCGGGAGUCCGAUGCUACCUGUCCCACCCACUGGUGAGACUGGUCAAUGGUAACACUGAAGGAGAAGGCAGAGUCGAAGUGUUUCACCGCGGAUCCUGGGGGACAGUUUGCGACGACCACUGGAGUGAAAUCGACGCCAACAUUGUCUGUCAAGAGCUUGGUUUUGCCCACGCCAUCAGUGCAUCCGGUUUCGCCACCUUUGGAGAAGGCAGUGGAACUAUAUGGCUGGAUGAUGUACAGUGCGAUGGAACGGAGACGACAAUCUUUGCCUGCCCCAACUCAGGCUGGGGUAACCACAACUGCCUCCAUUCCGAGGACGCCUCAGCCAUAUGUACCGCCAUCCCAGUUAACCCCAACCCUGUCCAGCUGAUCGACGGACCGUCCAUCAACGAAGGCCGGCUCCAGAUCUACUACAACAACGAAUGGGGGACGGUUUGCGACGAUCGGUGGGGGUUAGACGAAGCCAGCGUCGUCUGCAAGUCCCUGGGGUUCCCCGGAGCCGAUAGGGACAAAUACCUCCUCCAUGACUAUGGUCUGGGCUCGGGACACAUCUGGUUGGACGACGUCGUCUGUACUGGGGAGGAGUUCUUCAUACAGGACUGUAACCAUGGCGACAUCGGCGAGAACAACUGUGCCCACUACGAGGACGUCGGACUUCGCUGCCUGCCCAACACUCUUAACAUUCGUCUGGUGAAUGGAGACAACACGUCCUCGGGGCGAGUGGAGGUCAACUAUAACGAUGAGGAGUGGGGAACAAUCUGUGACGACAGCUGGGACAUCCGAGAUGCAGACGUGGUGUGUCGGAUGCUGAACUUCAAGUCGGCCCAGUCGGCUCCUCGAGAGGCGUCCUUCGGCGACGGACUCGGCGUCAUCUGGUUUGACGACUUCCUCUGUGCCGGAGACGAGAGCUCCCUCCUCGACUGCUCCCACGCAGGGGUCAAGGUUCACAAUUGUCGUCACUCGGAGGAUGCCAGCGCCGUUUGCUCCAUGAUGGCCGUGUGUCCAGACUUCUCACAGGCACACGGAAGGUUCCGAGUCUCCAACCAACACUUCGGACGGUACACACAAGACACUCGUGUCGUCGUGGCCUGCGACGAUGGUUACCAGCCGACCGAGGGCGCCGCUAACGUCGUGUGUUUGGCGGCUGGCACCUGGUCGCCUCACAUGCCUGCCUGCUCCGCAAGCUGCCCUCUGCUGACGCCACCUGAUCAUAGCAGUUUGAGCACCAUGGAAACGACCCCUGGCCUCACCGUGACCCUCAUCUGCAACCGAGGCUACAAAUACAACGCUGCAAGUAGCGGCGAUCGUAGCGUCGUGUGCGGGUUUGACGGGCAGUGGAACUCCACUCUCGGGAGCUGUGAAAUCGUUCUCUGUCCAUCAUACUCCUCCAACGUCACUGCCAACGUCAGAGUUACCGUCCUCCGAGGAUCUGGUACGACAGUCGGUACCACGCUCAGUUUCAGCUGCCCUGACUCCUCCCACAUUAUGGGCAAUGCCGUCAUCUCGUGUCUCGAUUCCGGGGCCUGGAACGGAACAGUGCCAGUCUGCACAGGGGCAGCCCCUACUAACUGCCCAAGACUGGCUCUGUCGGAUCACGUGUUGGUCACAUCCCAAGACACCUCCAUCAACACAGUAGUUUCAUUCUCCUGUGACCAAGGCUACACACUGAAUGGAGACAGAGUCAUCGCGUGUCUCAGUACCGGUGUCUGGAAUGGAACCGUGCCAUCCUGCACAGCUCCUACUAACUGCCAAAGACUGGCUCUGUCGGAUCACGUGCUGGUCACAUCCCAAGACACCUCCAUCAACACAGUAGUUUCAUUCUCCUGUGACCAAGGCUACACACUGAAUGGAGACAGAGCCCUCGCGUGUCUCAGUACCGGUGUCUGGAAUGGAACCGCGCCAUCCUGCACAGCUCCAACUAACUGCCCAAGGCUUACCGUGUCAGAUCACGUGCUGGUCACAUCCCAAGACACCUCCAUCAACACAGUAGUUUCAUUCUCCUGUGACCAAGGCUACACACUGAAUGGAGACAGAGUCAUCGCGUGUCUCAGUACCGGUGUCUGGAACGAAACCGCGCCAUCCUGCACAGCCCCUACCAACUGCCCAAGACUGGCGCUGUCGGAUCACGUGCUGGUCUCAUCCCAAGACACCUCCAUCAAAGCUGUAGUUUCAUUCUUCUGUGAGCAAGGCUACACACUGAAUAGGGGCAGAGCCCUCGCGUGUCUCAGUACCGGUGUCUGGAAUGGAACCGCGCCAUCCUGCACAGCUCCAACUAACUGCACAAGGCUUACCGUGUCAGAUCACGUGCUAGUCUCCUCCCAAGACACCUCCAUCAACACAGUAGUUUCAUUCUCCUGUGACCAAGGCUACACACUGAAUGGAGACAGAGUCAUCGCAUGUCUCAGUACCGGUGUCUGGAACGAAUCAGCACCAUCCUGUACAAAGCCAACUUGCCCCAAACUGACACUAUCGAGCCACGUGACGUCUUCGUCGGGCAACAACUCGGUGCACGCAGUAGUCAUGUUCUCCUGUGAAGAUGGCUACACUCUCGACGGAGACAAGCAAAUCACGUGUCGGGAAGACGGCACAUGGAGCAACAGCCCGCCAAGCUGCAGUAGUCCACCCAGCUUUCAAUCACAGAAGGACGACAAUGCAUCAAACGUCGGUGCAAUUGUGGGCGGUGUCAUUGGAGGUAUACUUGUUAUUCUUCUCAUCGUCGUUGCCACGGCAAUUAUCUUCUGGAAAAUGUCGUCACGAUACAGCAAGACGGGCUACAGUAACAUCAGAAUGAGAAGAGCAGACGACAGGAUCGAACUCUUCGCUGAUGAAGAUGGAGAUGCUGAUGAACCACUGUACAGUGCGGAGCCUACUGAAGACGACGCUCAACUUGAUCUCUAAAAAAAUCUAAGAAUUUGAACAUCACAAUUUUUUCAUUGCUCUUACUAUAAUACAGUACCAGAUAAUAACUGAAACCCACGUUUGUUCUAGUACGUACGUAGCUAUUGUACACGUUUGUUUCGAAUAUGAAUUAUGCACACCAGUGCAUAUAACCUAACUGUUAUACACAGU